UUUAUAUGCCGUCAAAGCCCCAAAACUCUCUCGUGCUUGCUCCUAGAUUUUCCUUCUCUUUCUCAUCGUUUCUUGCGAGAGAAAAUUAGAAUAAAGGCUCCAUACUCAGUCAAACUCCUCCAAUUGCAACCUUCCUCUUCCUCUCAGAGACCAAAGAUGAAGAAAUCUGGACUCCUUGCAGCCUACGUGGCAGCUGCUUCCGCCACAGCAGUCUCUGUUUCAUCACCCUCUUCCUCCGCUUCUCUGCAGACUCUGCAUCAGGAUGCGACGGUUCAGAGGAACCAAGAGAACUCAUCAUCGGCGAGUUCGUCCUCUGCAGACAAAUUUGCGCCGAGAUUUGACGGUUUGCGAUUCAUUGAGACAUUGGUGACUGCCCACAGAUGAAUGAAGCGUUGUUUCAGCGCAAGGCUUGUUCUUGAUUUUUCUUUUCCUCCUCCUCGCACUUGAUCUUCUGGGUCAUGGGGUGUCUGGGAAAUUGAUCCAGGGGAAAGAUUUCAGCCUUUUACUUGUAUUUUUCCCGUGGGAUUAUUAUUAUCAGUAAGAUUAGCGAAGCAGAGAAACUGUAUCAUGACGGGUUAUGGUGUGGUGGCAUUCUUCUGACGAACUUGUGACUCCUCGUUUCUCAUAUGAAAUGAAAAUUUUCCUUACUAAA
This is a messenger RNA of Prosopis cineraria, 652 nucleotides long. RefSeq lists its product as uncharacterized. The record is from RefSeq and is a predicted model, not a curated record. The transcript is spliced from 2 exons. The coding region runs from base 157 to 384 and encodes 75 amino acids. Lineage: Eukaryota; Viridiplantae; Streptophyta; Magnoliopsida; Fabales; Fabaceae.